UAUUCGGAGUCGGAGUCGGGAUUUCGGUUUCGGAAUCAGAUUUGGAUACGUACGUCGGCCACGCAACGCUGCGCACGGCGCUAGAGCAAUGAAAAUUUAUAAUUUGCAUAAUUGUUGUUAUUAUUUGGUGUAUUAAAUUGUGUAUGUCAGAAUCGCAAGUCGAGUGCAAAGUGAAAUGGAACCAAAGCAAAAGUCGUAGCUUAAUGCGCCGCAGCAACCGCAACAGCAACAACAUCUAAAAGAUUUACAAUUUCGAAUCUACUGAAGUGCAACUCGAUUCAUAUUGGAGCUCCAGCAUCAUGUACUGCACCAAAGAUUGCGCCUGCCGCCUCUGCCGCGAGCUGCGCGACUACAAGCUGAGCGCCAAGAAGUCCGCCAUGCCGUUCCAGUCGCCCGCCAAGCCGAAGGCGAAGCUGGCCGGCAAGGCUGCCCCGCCCAGCUCCCUGCUGGGGCGCAUGCUCAAUGAGAAUUUCAUACUGAGGCGUCGCGGCAUCUCGCUGAAGAACUUUCAGCCGCAGUCGCUGCGCAACAGCGAGAUGUGUCAGUCGCAGCCGCGCGACUUGCCACGCCCAGCGCAGACACCCUCGCCCACGCCCAUCGAGGAGCUGCCCGACUGGGCGGCCACACAGCGCAGGCGGGAGCAGGCGCGGCAGGAUCGUGAUGGGAAUGGAAAUGGAAAUGGGCAUCUGGGUGAUCGCGAGGUCAAACCAAAUCACAAGGUGGUCAUCUAUUUCGGUGACUCCAUGAGUCGGGCACAGCAGCAGCCGCAGCCGCAGUCGCCGACACCCGCAUCGACUCCAAAGCUGCCCCCAGAUGGAGGCAAUCUCCACUCGCAGCUGCUGCAGGAGAUGUCCCAAAAACUGCAGGCCAAUGACAACGGCAAGCCCCAGACCGAGGUGCUGGUGGGUGCAGGAGGCGCAGAGGGGGCUGCCGCGGAGACUAACGCUGAUGAUGAACUGCCGCCCUACAUUGAGAGCGUGCAGAACGGCGUAAUUAAUAUCAGAAUUGAAGGCAAUUACCGGCGCGCCAGCGCUCUGGUGGAAACGGUGGCAAAGCCAACUCUGGCCGUCGUUGGCCAAAUGAAAUCCGAUGCUGCUGGCAGCAAACCGACUGCAGCUGAUCAUCAUGAUAAUGCUGGCAACGAUGACGAUGAUGAUGACGACGACGACGACGACGACGAUGACGAUGAUGAUGAUGAUGACAGCGUCUCUGGCCCUGGCCACGAUGCGGAGACCGCGAGUCAGUCAGAUUCAUGCGAUUGGAGUUACGUUCAGGAGUGGCGACGCGCCGCGAGACGACCCACGGGAAAUUUGCCGCCCAACUUUGGACAGCAGGCGUCCAGUCAGAUGACGGGACUACCGCCGGUGCCGGUGCCGGUGCCGCUGCAGUCGCAGCAACAGACGCAGCCAGCGCUGGCGCCGCACACGUUGCAGGUGGGCGCUGGUGGUGCUGGCUUGACGGUGGCCAUGGCCACACCAGCGCCUCGCGUCUUCAAGGAGCUGGCGCAGCCGCCCAACAAGGCGCCGCUCAGCAACAAAUCCGCAGCGAAUGCGCUGCCCUUGCCACAGCAACAGCAGCAGCAGCAACAACAACAGCAACAGUUGGCAUCGCCAGUCAUCAAGGCGGGCAUGCCGCAGCGGGCGGUGGCGGGACCCGCCCGGCUGACGGUGCAGAGUACGCCCGUGAAGUCGCAGCCGCCGCAGCUGAGCGGCAGCCUGCAGAGCUCGCCCAGUCGGCCCACGUUGGGCAUACCGACGACGACAGUGGCAGCGACGCCGACGUCGCCGUCGACGUCAACGCCGGCGCCACGCGCCCAUCAGCAUGAGCAGUUCCGAGCCCUGCAGCGGGUGCAGGAGUGCCACAGCUCCUCGGACGAGAAUCGCAGCUCGGGGCAUGCCAGCAUGUCGGACACGGGCGGGCACAGCUCGUCGCCGGCCGGGGGCAUGACACUGGGGCCGCUGCCCGAGGAUCGGCUGGCCGCCGGCGUGACCAAUCGCAGCACGCGCUCGCGACGCCAUCGGGGCAUCAUGCCGGCCGGCAAGGCGCCCUGGAGCGGCAGCGGACUGGAGGACAUCAAGCUGGCCAUACAGCAGCUGACGAUGCGCUCCCAGACGAGCAGCAGCACCUACAGCAGCCUCAGCGCCGGCUCGGAGAGCUCGGAGCCGGCCCGCCGACUGGGCCGCUACUCCUCGCUGGAGACGGUCAUCACCAGCACCAGCGCGGAUGAGUUCGUGUGGGUGGACUCGCACAACCGGCUCGUGGAGCUGCAGCAUCCGCCGUGGAGCCAGCAGUGCAUCAUGCGCGUGCUGCGCAACGGGCGCUGCAAGCAGCAGGCGGACCACGUCUCGGUGGAGGUCGUCUCCAGGCUGGGCUACCUGCUGCAGCGGGCUCUGGUGCGCAUCGCCAGGGAGAUUCAGCGUUUCUCGGCCGGACUGGGCCUGUGCUCCAAGCAGGAGGUGACCGGCGCCUUCAAGGUGGUGCUCUGCUCCACGCUGGCCGACUCCUGCACCAAGGCGUGCCUGCGCGCCGCCGCCAUGUUCGCGGUGCCCGGCGAGAGCGCCCUCAAGCAGAGCAAGUCGUCGCGCGCCGGCCUCCAGCUGUCGGUGGGCAGCUUCUUCAGAUGGAUGACGGACGCCCGGCUGGGCAAGUUCAUACACGAGUACGCCGCGGUCUACCUGUGCGCCGGCAUCGAGAAUCUGCUCGAGGAGAUCAUGCUGCAGUGCGGCGGCGCUGGCGCUGGGGCAGGAGGCGGCAGCAGCAUCACAGCCGCCGCUCUCGAUCAGAACAUCGCCAGCUCGGGCGACUUCUGGGGCCUGCUGCAGCCGUUCGCCCACUUGAACGCCGGACGCAUUGCCUCCGGCGCCCUGGCCAUGCCGCGCUGGGCCAGCCCCUUCUCGCUGGCCACCUGCGUGGGCAGCAUCCGCGAGCUGAAGGAGAAGGCGCUGCGCACCCAGCAGGAGUUCCAGCACGCCGCCGCCCUCUCCAAUGCGGCGCUCAGUGCGCUCUUCUACUUCAUGCGCUGCUCCCAACUGGAGCACACGGAGCUGGCCGCCCAGAGCUCCACGGCCGGCCAGGCGCCGCCCAACAGCGGCACGCAGAACGUCCAGGAGCUCUGCUACGAGCGCGCCUAUGUGGUGCUGCCCCCGCUGGCCGAGUGGCUGCGGGUGGCCUCGGCGCACGCGGAGCACCGCAACGGCCUGAUGAUUGACAAGGAUGACAUAUUGCAGGCUGCCCGCUUGCUGCUGCCCGGCGUGGACUGUCCCAUUCGCCCGGUGGCACACGACGAGGAGCUGCCCACCAAGAAGACGCACUUCAGCAGCGGCAGCGCCACGGGCAGCUCCACGGGCUCGGGCUCGGGCACUGGCACCGGCAGCAGCUCCAGCUCGCCGGCCGUGAGCAGCAUUGGCGAGGACACCUCGGAGCUGGGCAGGCGCGCCACUAUCGCCGUCGCCUUCAAGCUCCUGCUGACGGGCCGGGCCGAGCUGCUCGCCCAGGCGGCGCAGCUGCUGCCGCCCACGACACGCUACGACACACAGAACAGCGCCGGCCUGACGGCCCUGAUGAUUGCCAGCAUACGGAACGACGAGGUGGCGCUGCACGCCCUGCUCGACGCCGGCUGUGAUCCCAACGUGGAGGUGCCGGCGGCGGGCACGGCGGGCUACCCGGCCAUACAGCCGGACACGCAGCACUGGACGGCGCUCAGCUUCGCCGCCAGCCGCGCCAACUACGUGGCGCUGCGCAUCCUGCUGGAGCGCGGUGCCAAGGUGGAGGGCGGGGCGCGCAGCAGUGAGGAGAGGUGCACGCUGACGCCGCUGCAGCUGGCGGCGGGUACUGGCAACCUGGAGAUGGUGGCGCUGCUGCUGGCCCAUGGCGCCAACGCGUUCCUCUCCACCCAGCAGAAGGACACGCUGUGCUUCGCGGGCGCCGCACAGAAGGGGUGCUUCUGCGCCAUCUCCGUGGCGGCGGCGCACGGGCAUCGCUCGUGCCUGCGCAAGCUGCUCACGCAUCCGGUGUCGCCGGGCAACCGGGAUGUGCUCUCGCUGGAGGAGAUGCUCGCCGAGGGUGACGUGGGCGGCGUGCGCGGCGCCGGCGGAAGCGCUGCCUCGGCGGCCUCUGGCGAGGAUCUGCUGCCGCUGCUCAACAAGACGCAGAUCAAGCGUCUGCAGGAGGCCAUGUACCACAGCGCCGAGAACAAUCACCUGGAUAUUACCAUAGAGCUGCGCAAGCUGGGCGUGCCCUGGACCCUGCACUGCUGGAUGCACGCGCUCUCGGCGGCCCACGAGCUGCGCCUCGACGCAGUCAUCGACCAGCUGCUGCAGGACUUCCUGCAGGUCUGCCCGGACGACUACAGCGCCCAGUUCGUCAGCGAGUGCCUGCCGCUGCUCUUCAACAUCUUUCGGAACAAGAACGAGGGCACCACCCUCCUGCUGGCGGACAUCUUUGCCACCUGCUUCGGCUGGGAGGCGCUGCAACCGCUCAAGGAGCAGCCUCCCAUGCAGCCAGUGCAGGGCACUCGCAUCGAUCCGAAGUUUGUCAACAACCCGGAGCUGAGCGAUGUCACCUUCCGCGUCGAGGGCAAGAUCUUCUAUGGCCACAAGAUCGUGCUGGUGACGGCCUCGCCGCGCUUCCAGAGCAUGCUCAGCUCCAAGCUGAGCGACGCCAACAGCACGCCCACCGUGCAGAUCAAUGACAUACGCUACCACAUCUUCCAGCUGGUGAUGCAGUUCCUCUACAGCGGCGGCUGCCAGGCCCUGGACGUGUCGCACGGCGACGUGCUUGAGCUGAUGGCGGCCGCCAGCUUCUUCCAGCUGGAGGCUUUACUCAACUACACAGAGGCACGCUGCUCCGAAAUGGUCGAUGUGGACAACGUGGUGGCCAUGUAUAUCCAUGCAAAGGUUUACAAUGCCAACAAUCUCUUGGAGUACUGCCAGUGCUUCCUGCUGCAGAACAUGGUGGCGCUGCUGACCUACGACGACUCUGUGAAGCGUCUGCUCUUCGCCAAGAAGAUACCAAACCACGACGUCCUGGCCGGCCUGCUGCAGACGCUGCAGCAGCGGCUCAGGACGCGCAAGCCGAACGCCGUCGGGCUGAUCAACUCCUAUCGCUCGCCGCCAGCGACGGCCACGCCCAUCAAGAAGUAGCCAGCCCCCGAUAUAGAUACAUAUACAUAUAUACAUAUAUAUACAUGUUCCGCUUAUGUCAUAUUUAUUGCAUUGUUUUCUGUAACGAAGUCUCGCUCGUAUGUAUUAUAGAGUUCAGAUUCCCCCGAGUCCUUAGAGCCCCAAUCCCAAUCCCAAUCCCAGUUCCAGUCCCAGUCCCACUGUUAAUUUAAAUACCUAUGCUAGGUAACGUGGUACGGAUUAGAGCGUCCUGUAGCUACCUGUAGUUAGUUGAAAUUGUUUCUGCAUUAAUCAAAACAAAAACUCGAAUAAAAACUCGACAAAGUUUU
This is a messenger RNA of Drosophila navojoa, 5449 nucleotides long. Its product is annotated as ankyrin repeat and BTB/POZ domain-containing protein 2. The record is from RefSeq and is a predicted model, not a curated record. Gene Ontology annotation, molecular function: protein heterodimerization activity. Lineage: Eukaryota; Metazoa; Arthropoda; Insecta; Diptera; Drosophilidae.